This is a messenger RNA of Ctenopharyngodon idella (grass carp), 4457 nucleotides long. Its product is annotated as RD3 domain-containing protein. NCBI's taxonomy places the organism in Eukaryota, Metazoa, Chordata, Actinopteri, Cypriniformes, Xenocyprididae. The transcript has 3 exons. The record is from RefSeq and is a predicted model, not a curated record. Bases 603 to 1283 code for a protein of 226 amino acids.
UUAUUUAGUGGCGGAAACGGGCUUCCAUAGAUUACAGAGCUUGAGUCAUAUGCACCACUGUAAUGAUACUUAUUUGUUUUUGACAAUCCUCGUUCACUUUCAUUACAACAAAAAGUGUGUUCUGCAAAAGAAAGUUAUAUGGGUUUGGGACAUUAGGAUGAGUAAAUAAAGACAGAAUAUAAUACAUAUUAUAUAUUUUUGAGGUUAACCAUUCCUUAAAGGGAACUUGCAAAGGUUUGGCUCCUGAAAUGGACAGUCCCACAGACACAUAAUAAUGAAAGUGUCUAUUUAUACUAUAACUCAACCUCCUGUAUUUGGUUUCCCUUCUCAGUCACUAACAGUAAGAACUGGAUUGCUGAAAGACAGGAAUGAGGAAAAUCCGGCCUGUGAAUCUAUAAGAGCUGUGAAACUGAACAUGCUGGUCCGAUCUCACCAUGCACCUUAAUUUCCAUUACAAAGCAUCAAAGAUGGAGCUUUCAAAUACAGCUGACGCCAGGCUGGGCUAAUGACCAUGUUGGCUACCAGGAUGAAUAUACACCUUCAACAACAGUCUUGCCUCACGUCUACACUGUAUAUUUACGAAUACAAACCUCAGCAAAAUUAUGAAUCCUACUAUGAUGUUUCCCUGGUCAGUUGUGUUUUCUCUGGAGCCGAAGGUUCCUGGACAGCGCACUUCUGAAGAGCUGGUGACCAACACUUUGAUGCUGGAGCUGGGGGCCAUGGUGAAACGGACCGAGCGGAUCCGGCUGGAGAAGGCAGCAGAGACCCGCAGACGCCGCAACUCUUCCUCGGCAGACUACAGCUGGCUGGCCGGCCCUCAGCCUCACGCCCCCUACGAGCUCACGCCAGGAGAUGUUCUGGACCUGCAGGAGCUUUGUGCUCAGAUCCCACCGCAACAGUGUGGGCCAGUCAUUGUCAGGUUCCGGAAACUAGUGUCAGAGUUUGAGCCGGAGGUGCACGAGGUCCCCAAGCUGUUUCGGGGUGUCCUACAAAACUGCCUGGAUGAGCUUCAGGGAGAUGCAGAGGUCCAGAAUCGGAUGAACCGUUGGGAAAAACAGCGCAGCAAGAGCCUUUCCUUCGUCACUUUCCGAUCCAAGUUCCGCACCCUCAACCGCGGCAAGGGAAGUUUCGGUGGUUCCCGCAACAACCUGCAAGAGGAAAACACAUGGUCUGAUGAAGAGGAGGAAGCAGCCGAACAGGUGACGACCGCCCUGCGCGCCAGGAAGGGACGGAGUCACAGCAUGCCAGAGAUCACCCCUCUUGAGCAAGCGGCCCAUAGCUGAACAAGAGGAAGAUGGGAUGAACAGAAAGACAGAGGAAAGAAGGGUUCGAGAUUUGAAAAGAAAUGCAGCCUGCAAGCUAAAUUGGCAAUGAAGGCAGAAGAAAAGAGAAGGCAACAGAGAACAAGAGAAGGGAAGAGAGGAAAAUCUGAUUCUUGAAAGACUAAAGUUUGUGCUUUCAGAUUGUAAGACAAACAGUUAAUUUGUACACAAAACACCAAAGAACACAAGUAUAGGCAUAUAUAAGAAGCCUAUAGCCUAGUCCCUUUUUUUUAACUUUCUAAUGUGUGCUUAAAUAUUUUUAAUAUUUGGAUGUGAAUAUAAAUGUGAAUAUUUGGCAUAAAUGUAUAUAUUUUCAGAAUUAAAUUUUUUUUGUGAGGAUGAAGUUUACAAAACCUGUCAAGAGCAUGUUCAAGACAUAUUAUAUAUGUAACAUUGCACAUUACUAUAAUAUUAAAGUUACAAUUAACAAAAGAGCCCAAACUAUUAAAUUCAGUUGCUGUUUAUUUUUAGAUAUAAUAAUCAAAACAUGUACAUUGUACAAUCUAAUUAUUUAUAAAAUUGUUUUUCAAUUAUUUUUCUACUGCAAUUCAUUUUUUGAACUAUGAUAAUUUACAGUUACUGUCAUAACUGGUUUUCAUGACAAAUUUAUUAAAACAUAUUAAAUAAUUAAGACAUUACUAACAGAUAAAGUAAAUGUAAUGCAUAUAUAAGCUAAUAUAGUGCAUAUUUAUAGUGAAAUGCUCCCCUCUAGAGUUCAUUUCUCUCUAGUGAACUAUCAUGCUGUGGACACUAAAUGACUUGCCUGAGGUAAAUAUAAUGCUAUGUGAGAUAUUAUUCUCAAUCUGUUUUAUUGAUGUCUUUCCACGGUUGAGAGAUUACACGUAAACAUAUCUAUGCAUAGUCUGUUCUUCUUCUGUUACAUAUACAAGAUGUAACUAUACAUUUUUUGAGUGUUGCACGCCCCCUUCUGGAUUGGUUCGAGAUGAAAACAUGUACCGUUACACCCCUUUAGCUCACAAAUGGAGAUAUGGUAAAAAAAUAUUAAAAUUUGAUACCAUAUCCAUCUUAACAGGGUUAAUUGUACUGCACAUUUAAGUAAAAAAUUACUGCAUUCAAUAUUUUAGUUUAAAUUUCACCAUAAGAAAUUAAAUUAUAAGAAUUAUUAAAUAAUAUCAUCUUAAUUUCUGGUAUGCAAUAUUUCAUUUAUCUUUUGAUUUUGGUGUGACCCAGACAGGUUUUUGGCAGGUUUUGUGAGACUCACUCCAUAAAAUCAGUCACAGCGACAAAAGCAACAUUAACCAGAAUCAGCUUCUCAGAUGUGUUUUAAUAUGUACUGUUUGCUCUUACAUUACAACAGUGUUCAGUUCAUACAAGAGAUGCAGAACAUUCAGCUAAAAAAAGCCUGGAAACAGGAGUCGUCAUAAAAAGUGCUUAUUAAAUUAUACACUGUACAUCGUUCAUGAGUUUGAUUUGAGAGUGUGUGGCGUGUGUGGGAGAGAGAAAGUCUGUGAUUUAGCAAAUGAGAGAGUUUGACCUUGAAAACGCUACUUCUAAGUGAAGACACCAUCUUCUCCUGUUUCAUUAUUCACAGCAUCACAGCAUGAAGGAGCUGAUCUUCAGUUCUUUGUUCAUCAGGCCAAAGUUGCUCCUCAAAAAUUAAAGGAAACGCACCCACUGCUCAUUUAUCAGAGUACCGAUCGUUUCAUUACCAGAUGUUCAGCUCCAGAACAACCAACACAUGCAACUUUCUAUGCACUGACCUGGAACAAAACACAUCCUAAUGUGAUGAAUGAGCAGUUUAUAGCUUUAGAACCAUCCGGAGUCUCUUUGGGCCCUUUAAAGUAUGAUCUUAGUAAGUCUAUAGUACUAUACAAAAACACUGGUCUUCAUUUGCACCUUGUUUUUUCCUGCAUGGAGCAAAAUCAUAAGACCAGGCAACCUCCUCUAACCCCUCCUCGUGUAUUUGGCAGAAUCAAACUCAAUUUAAAAAAAAAAAGAAACUGAAAGUCUCUAAACAGUAUAUCAUAUUACAGACCCCAUAUUUACAGGGCCAGCAAUCAGAAGGCCUUAACACUAGAAAGGAAAAUCUCAUGAAAACUGUCAGGAAAUGCCAGAAUCAUAUUUCUCCACCCAAAUAAGAAAAUUAAGUAUAUUUUUAGGACCAUUAAGUUUUUGGGGUUUUUUUUGCAUCGUGGUACUAUUUUUAUGACAUCUAAGCAACUAAUUUCUCCAAAUUCCUAUGGCUGAAAAAAUAUAUAUACAUGAUUUAUAAAUGUACACGUGUGUAUUUGCAUAUUUAUAAAGUACGUUUAUAGUAUAUAUCAUGGUAGCAUUUGUUGUAUUUAAUUUAUGCUGUAAUUAAUAAUAAAUAAAUCAUGCCAUAUACAAUCAUUUUAAUUAUACUAUAUUGAAUACUGAAUUUGGAGGGAAUCUUUACUUAGAUUUCAUUUAAAAAGUGCCAUAAUGGUCCUAAAAUAGACAUCACUUUCUGUAUUAAAAAUAAAAUGAUGAAUAAUACAAUUAAUUAUAAAUUAAUUAUAUUAAUUAAAAACAAUUUUUCCUUUCAAUUUUUGGGGUAAAAUACGACCCUGAUAUUUCUUUGUGAGACAGACCCAUAAUUUGCAAAUAAUUGCUUGACUUUGAUAAAAACAGAUUAAUAGAGAUUAAUGGGGGCAUUAUUAUUAUUAUGAGAAAUAUUUUAUAAAGAGAAUCAGGUCACAUUUAAUUUACCGUCAAAAUGUUAUCACCGAUUACGGAUAACACUGCCUGAGAAAAACAAACUAAACCAGUUUGAAGAAUCAAACCACUUGGGAAAAAGCCUUCUCUUUUAAUAUAUGAUUAUUAAUAAGAAACGAAGGCUCAAAUAUUAAUGCAGAUGUAGAUGAAGCUUAAAGAGAACAGAGUGAAUCAGAACACCCUCCUCUCUGUCUAAAUAAACGGUUAAUCUCAGUUCCACCUUCAUCAGCAUCACCGUCAUCUUCCUCCUCCCUCUAGAGUGAGGGAGUCGAACACAGACAGUGACAGAAUUUACAACUGACUCAACGAGCAUCAGAACCCCCCCAAAAGCCAGAGUCCCCUGCGGCCCAGUCCAUUUGUGUUUGUGUUUUUGCACAUUCGCCCAUAAGUCCAUCGUCUGUUCCUCCCUCCUUCAAACCCUUUGGCUCCGUUUCCACC